ACCUGUGCAACCUUGGAAUUCCCUCACCUUCGCACCAAGAAUUAAGUAAGCAUUAGGCGGCCUUCUCUAGCAGUACCAGUUUGGUUAUGGCGUACCCAAUUCUGACGGUUGUUUAUUUAUAGUGCGACCAAAAUAAAAAAUAAAAAAUGCCGAGAAAACUGUUGAAAUUUUUAAUUUUAUUUGAUAAUACUUCAUUAUUGUACUUCCCGGGUCAGUUUUUAUCUGGUAGGGUGCUUAUUGAACUUCGGGAUGACACACCCGCGCUAGGUUUACAUUUCCAUGUCGUAGGAGAAGGUGUAGUUAGGGUACGGACGCCUCGACAAGAGAGAGUCUAUGAUAAAGAAAAUUAUAUAGAUUUUCGAAUGAGAUUGCUUGGUGAACCUGGACAAGGACCAUCAAUACUUUCUCCAGGAAUUCAUAGUUUUCCAUUCAAAUUAGGACUUCCCUUAGGUCUACCAUCUACGUUUUUAGGAAAACAUGGCUGGGUACAGUAUUAUUGUAAAACAGCCCUCAGGGAACCAAACGGUCUCACCCAUAAGAACCAGCAAGUGUUUAUAGUUAUGAAUCCUAUAGACUUAAAUUUAGAACCUGCAGUUUUAGGGACCAUUUCGGGACAGGAAACAUUCAGAUGCGAAGUGGAACAUAAAUUUGGAGUCAGUUGCGUGGGCUCUGGAACUGUUGUUUGCAAAGUUACCUUGGAUAGAGGAGGAUAUGUUCCGGGAGAAAGUAUAGGGGUAUCGGCUAGUGUUUCAAAUCGAAGUCGUUUAACGAUAAAGAGUACAAAGGCUGCAUUAACUGAAACUAUAACUUACGUGGCAAGAGGUAAAGUAGUGCAAACAGAAAAAAGAGAAUUGGCUGUGGUGACAAGGGGUAAAAUUCGUCCAGGAGAAAAAGACGAGUGGAACAAUGAACAACUUUAUAUUCUACCUCUUCCGCCUACCAAUUUAAGAGGGUGCCAUUUAAUUAGGAUUAAUUAUGAUGUAUUUUUUAUAGUAGAACCAAGUGGUCUUCAAAAAGAAGUAAAAUUGCAAUUGCCAAUAAUUAUGGCGACCUAUCCGCUACGGUCAGCUGACGAUGAAAAUGAAAAUAAAGCCGGAACACAUUACCCUUCAACAUUACCAAUUUUCAGGCCAUGGUUAGAAGACAAGUCACAAGAUUAACAAUUUUAAUGAAAAAUAUUGCAACAUUCUUAACAAAAGAAAUUAUAUAGGUACUUACCAUUAUAGUUUAUCUACCUAUUUAUCUAAUGACAGUUGAUAUUGCUAAUUGUAAAUUAAAUAAAGAAUACGGAAAAAUAGGAACAGUCAGUUUGUGAUUAUAGCCGACGCGAUGUAGAAGGCAAAAUUUGAAUUUUUUACUAUGAAAAAACUAUAAAUAUUGCACUAGAACGUGACAUGAAACAUAUAACACUCAUCAUUAAAAUUUUUAAUAAAAAUUGCUUAA
Molecule: messenger RNA, 1443 nt
Organism: Ceutorhynchus assimilis (cabbage seed weevil)
Lineage: Eukaryota; Metazoa; Arthropoda; Insecta; Coleoptera; Curculionidae
Source: the annotation of a GenBank genome assembly